This is a messenger RNA of Suillus clintonianus, 1296 nucleotides long. RefSeq lists its product as uncharacterized. The record is from RefSeq and is a predicted model, not a curated record. The coding region runs from base 182 to 1153 and encodes 323 amino acids. NCBI's taxonomy places the organism in Eukaryota, Fungi, Basidiomycota, Agaricomycetes, Boletales, Suillaceae. The transcript is spliced from 7 exons.
ACAUCAUGAUGCGCCCACAGUGUUCAUGACUCGGAUAACAUAUGAGACAGCGAGAUACCACGAAGAUAUCAAUCAGCACACUCCGAUAUCAGGGAGGAUGGAUUUUAUAUAACAACAUACACAAGACUCCAGGAAGAUGCCCACACCUUCGCAAAUCUGCUAGGCUGUAGAUAGCUUCGCCAUGGUUUCAGUAGGGAUGUCGUUGGACGCCGCUUGUUUACUGGCAAUGGCACUGGAAGGCAUUUUCUAUGGCUUCUCAAUCCUCAUGUUCGUGGGUACCAUCUGGACUUUGACCUACAAACAGCGCGCGCAGGACAUCAACCGCCCAAUGAUCGUGGUGGCCAUCCUGCUGUUGAUAUUUAGUACCGCGCAUAUCAUCGUGAACAUCAUUCAUGUUGAACAUGGGCUAGUGACGUAUCGCGACACGUACCCAGGUGGGCCAGUGGCAUUCUUCGCAGACCCUGCCCAGAAAACGCUUGCGAUGCUGCAUGUGUUUUACUUCUUACAAACUCUACUGGCUGAUGGGGUAGUGAUCUAUCGCUGUUAUGUUGUGUGGCAAUCAGUUUGGAUCAUCAUCCUACCAAGCCUUCUGUGGUGCAGCGUCGUAGUGACUGGUAUUUGUGUGAUCUACAGCUAUUUGCAAGUCACAAGCAGCUCCAUGGACUUCUUCGCCAACUUGCUUGGCGGGCCUGCACACUGGGUCACGGCAUACUUCGCCUCGACUAUGGCAACGAAUGGAUUGAGUUCAGGAUUACUCGCAUAUCGCAUCUGGAUGAUUGAACGGAAUGUCUCUGCAACUCGCGCUACGAAGGGCACUAUGAUGCCAAUAGUGCGCGUGCUUCUGGAUGCCGCUGUUUUGUACACUGUGGUUCUCGUCAUCGCACUAAUAUGUUUCCUGUGCUCGAACACUGGAGAGCAAGCCGCGGUGGACAUGAUCACGCCGAUCAUAUCGAUUGCCUUCUACAUGGUCCUUAUUCGCAUCGCAAUCAACAGACAAAAUCGCACUUAUACCUCGACCAAUGAGACGGAACAAAGUGCUUUGGAGCAGUGUCCUAUGCAGGUCCACAUAUCCACAUAUGCGCACGAUGACAGUACACCAGCGUACGGAAUAGGAAAUGAGGACCGGUCAUCAACAUUGAAAGCGGAGCCUUGAAAUGGGUCCUUGCAAUCAUAUUCAAACCCGAACGCCAUGUAUUUCAGGCUUUUCGUCAGAGAUCUGUUUGCGCUUCUAAUUUCACAUGUAUUUAUACACGGGCUCGUUCACGUUGUUCUAUCUCACCGUUUAAUUAUAGUUCU